Anguilla rostrata (American eel) is the source of this 2116-nucleotide messenger RNA. RefSeq lists its product as uncharacterized. The transcript has 7 exons. The coding region runs from base 1265 to 1975 and encodes 236 amino acids. The record is from RefSeq and is a predicted model, not a curated record. Lineage: Eukaryota; Metazoa; Chordata; Actinopteri; Anguilliformes; Anguillidae.
CGAACAUUCAGUUGAGCCAGUAAACAGGUAAGUAAGGAAAGGUCCAAAGGUCCAACAGAAACUGAAGCUUAACGGCCAUUUUAAAAACGGAGGAGGAAGAAACCCUAGGAAAGAAGGAGUAAAAUUAAAUGUAAAAAAACGGAGUAAACAGUCUGUUGUGGAGUGGAACUGAGGUAAGAGAAGCUGAAGGUAAAGGGCUGCGGGGAGGAAUGGGAAUCUGCAGGUAUAAUCACAUUAACCCGCGUAAUUCAGAAAAACGUAUAACUGGCAAUAAAAUAGUGAGUUAAAUGCGUAGCCCAACAAGCUAAGAGCUCAUACAGAAUCCAAACAUACCGUUUAGACCAGAAAGUAAUUUUAAAAAAUAACCUUUAAAAGAAAGUUUACUUCAGUUUUUUGAUAUUCCAUGACCACUUCUACCACGUGAGGAGGUAGCCUAGUGAGACGGACGUCACAGGAUUUGUCGCUUGUUGUUGAUAUUUUUACACUUACUGCAUUAUAAACCCUGAUUUUGUUUUUAAUUAAACAAUUAAGGGGUUGUUACUUUUUUUUCAUGUUUUAGAGGAAAUAAUUCCCAUUAGCCUACUAAACAAAUUAAGUGGUUUGCAAUAUUGAGGAAAAAUAUACAGUGGAGUGAUUAUGUUAGGCAGAGAUUACUCUAUAUGAUAUCAUUUUACUCAUAGUCGGACACCCUCCAGAACACGGACACGCUCCCUUGCGGCGUUCGUCCCGUCCUUUUUAUUGAAAAUUUCGAAAAGACGUGGGGUUUGGAAGUAGCCUAGGUGUCCGGUAUUUAGGGUAAUUAAACUACCUUUGUGUGAAAUUUCAUGUCCAUCCAAACAUAUAUUAAUAUAUUUACGACGACUUUAAUAAACAUUACCCUGUUCGAGUGAAUAAAAUGUGGCAAUUCGGCACUGGAUGACGAUCUCGCUACAGUUUACUGUCUACUCUCGCAGGCUUUGACUGGAGGUGUCCAUCUCUCUUUGACUAGGCUAACCGACGAAGGUCUUCUAGUUUUCCCACUAGAAAAAAAAAUAAGGUUAGCUGACCUUACAAUUCCUGUAUGUAUGUGUUUGUGACAAGUUGUGUUGUAUGUCAAGCUGCUUAUAUAUCGGGUGAACGGACAAGGAAGAACGCAGGCACUUAUUAUUACGCGAAAAUUGCGAAAAAGCGUUCACCUACAGGUCUGCCAAUUUGGGUCAGAACCCACUUGUGAAUCUGAUCUGGUGUGUUCAGGUGUCCUGAGACAGGGGGUGCUGUUUCUAAAAUGAGUUCCUUAGAGGAGACCGAGACUGACGAUGGAACCCACGGCCUUGUGAGAAAGAGGGUCCAGGUGGAUAGGGCUGGAUCACCUGCACCCAGCUGUCUGUCUAUGAAGAGUGACCGUUCAAUGAAUCGUCCAAACUACUUCAGUGGAGAGUUCACAGGUGAUCAAAGGGUCCAGGUAGAUCGUGCUGGGUCACCUGUACCCAGCUGUCUGUCUAUGAAGAGUGACCGUUCAAUGAAUCGUCCAAACUACUUCAGUGGAGAGUUCACAGGUGAUCAAAGGCUCCAGGUAGAUUGGGCUGGGUCACCUGUACCCAGCUGUCUGUCUAUGAAGAGUGACCGUUCAAUUGAUUUUCCAAUCAACUUCAGAGGAGAGUUCAGAGGUGAUCAAAGGAUUCACUGCUCACUGGAUUUAUGUCGUUCAGAUGAGAUGAGUUCAGAGAAUCUGUUCUCCACAAAACAGGGCUCUCCGGUCCAGAGAGGAGCAGUUCCUGCACCAGACGGUGAUGUUCCCCAGCAGGAUUCUCUCAGUGGUUGCAGAGUAGAAGGUUUUCAGGAUCUUCUUGGAGACUCUGAACUUCCUCAGCUGUCUGAGGUGAUACAGGCUCUGCCUUGCCUUUCUUACCACAGUGUCGGUGUGCAGUGUCCAUGUCAGAUCCUCUGUGAUGUGGACACCGAGGUACUUGAAAUUUCUCACCCUCUCUACCGGUGACCCAUUGAUCUGUAGAGGGGUGUCGGUCCUCAGCCGUUUCUUCUUACAGAAGUCCACCAUCAUCUCCUUGGUUUUGCUGACGUUCAGGAAGAGACGGUUGUCCUGGCCCCACAGUGACAGGUCUGCCACCUCUUGGAGAUA